This is a messenger RNA of Lottia gigantea (owl limpet), 3061 nucleotides long. RefSeq lists its product as hypothetical. The coding region runs from base 112 to 1878 and encodes 588 amino acids. Gene Ontology annotation, molecular function: transcription coactivator activity. NCBI's taxonomy places the organism in Eukaryota, Metazoa, Mollusca, Gastropoda, Lottiidae. The transcript has 7 exons. The record is from RefSeq and is a predicted model, not a curated record. Gene Ontology annotation, biological process: intracellular iron ion homeostasis; response to hormone.
CUCCACCAUUAUCAUUUCUACCCUCACGUCACGUUUACUCUUUAAAAUCUAGAAAACAUUUCUUCCUAAUCUUAAUUCAUUACAGCUACUGUAUUAUAUAGAACUAACAAAAUGGAUUCCGAUAUAAAUGAUAAAAUAGAACAGUUAGAAAAGGCUAUCAAACAAUUAGAUGCUGUGAAACGUCAUUUAUUACAUAAUGCUACAGAGAUUAAAGGUCAAGUUCAAACUACAAUGAGUCGUCAUUUAGAAUCAUUAAGAAACCGUGAAGUUUGGUUGUUGAGUCAAGUUGAUUUGGUUUUUAGUGCUAAAGAAGCAGUGUUACAGGCUCAACAAGCUAGAUUAAACAAGAUGUUAGGAGUAUUACAGAGUACCAUAGGUUUAACAGCUGAUUCUAAUUCGAACUCUAAUUCUAUCUUAGUAGAAACUCUCCAGAAGCUAGACAUUAACCUCAAUGAUCUAAAUCCAGAAGAAACAGCUUUCUUUACCUUUAGAGCUGAUCCUAGUGAUUUACGGAACACUAUUCUAAAUUAUGGUCAUGUUGAUGCUAAUGGUAUGCCUUUAAGUGGUGCCUUCCAUGAACCAGAAUCACAGACAUUGCCACGACAUUUUGAGGAUUAUGAAGGUCCUGAUCAUCAUAUUUUCUAUAAAACUGUCAGUGAUAAUAAACAGAAUGAAGACUGUGGUAUUUACGUGAAUAUACCAAAACUAUCAACUAAAGCUGAGGAUUGGUUGUUAUAUUCUACUAAUACUACUACAACAACUACAAGUACAGAUAGUACCCCAAGAUUCUCUUUCCCUCCAUUUAGUUCCAACUGGUUAGAUUGGAUACGUCAGAAAUCUCCUAGUACACCGGGAAUGUCUUCACCUACAUUACGUACUAUAUCUAGUGAUGCUAGUAUUAAAGAUUGGUUGUGUCAGAUUAAACAGUAUGCUGACCCAGAAGAAGAAGAAGAUUUUGAAAUUGUGGAUAAUUCUGGCCUAAGUACAGCAUCCAGUGAUAGUUAUACUAGUAUACCUGAUAGUAUACCAGUCAAACCAACAGUUACUAAUCUAGAUCUAAUACAUCUUGAGUUCCCUACUGCAGUACAAUCAUGGUUAAAAACUAACAGAUCUACACCAGAAGAUAAACCUUAUGAUUUUUUUCAACAUGUACCAUCUGAUCCUGAUGUAUGGUUGAUUCAUCAAAUAGAAAAGAAAAAGGCAUGUGAAGACUGUAAACCAGGAUUAACAACUGAUAUAGAGAACCUUGGUGAGAGAUUAAACAACCUUAUAUGUACAACUAAUACAUCUGGAUAUCAAUCUUCUUGUUCAACAGAGGAUAAACAACGUUGUUUACAAUCAGAGACAGAUUUGGAGAUGCCACAUGUUUUAGAUGUUUGUAAGGCUAAUGAGUUAUGUGAUGGUUUUGUAGAUUGUGUUUGUAGCCCCCAUUGUGGUUUUCAACAUAUUGGUAUCACAGAUAACAACCAUUGGUUGAUAACUAAAAACCAAGAUGACAAAGACCCCUGCCAAAAUAAAGCAAUGGAAAUUGAUGAGAAAUGGUUAAGUCCCAAAAAGGCACGUACUACCAAUAACCAAGAUUUCAAGGUGUCCUUUCCACUGUUCGAAGAAAUCACCAGAGAUCCCGAGUGUUGGUUAAAUACAAAUUGUAUGGUUAAAGAUAUUAAUUUUGAAGAAAUUUUCAACAGUCAAUGUUCCAAUGAUACCUGGUUAAAAUCCCCAAUGUUAAGAGAAUGUAACGAUAAUGAGUCCAGAAGCUAUGAUAUCAAAAACCAUCAUAAAGAAACAAAUACAUCUGAUUGGUUACUUCAAACAAAUUAUGGCCAAUCACAUCCUAGUGAUUCCAAUAAACAGAAGUGGCUAAUGAGCCAUUGUUAGACCAUAGUUAUUGUUUGUAAGUUCUGAUUAAAAUAGAUAUCUUCUAAUUUUGAAAUUUUCUGUUGAUCAUAUACAAUUCUUAUAUAAAUUAGGUUCAGCUGUACAGGACAAACACUGGCAAAGAGGAUUGAAUUGUAAUCUCUUGAAAUUUAUCAUUGCCGAGAAUGUCUUUUAUGAUUCAGGGUCAGUGAUUUCAGAGCAAAAUUUGAAUUUAAGAUUGAAUAUGUUAUUUGAAUCAACAUUUUUUAACAGAUGUUUUAUUUUUGUCUGUGAGGUGGUAAUAUAGGAAACUCUUAUUAGACUGCAAUAUUUACAACUAUCAAGGAUGUUAGAGUGUUAUUGAUAUUUUCUACUAAAGCACUGUUGAUUUCUUAUGUUUAUGUAUAUCAAAUCUUACCAUUAAGAAUAUGUAAGAUCACUUUUUACCUGCAAAUAUCACAUGUGGAUAAACAUUUUACUCAGUGAAAAUUUUCAAAUUGUGCUGUUUCUUAGCUCAAAAAUAAGACAAUUUAUAGACUAAUUUUGACUAAAUUUAGUUAAGUAAGAAUAACUGAGUGCUUUUACAAGUAUAAGUUUCAAUGUCAGUUUCAACAGAAGAUAAGAGUUAUGUAUACUAUAUAGCAGUGUUACAUACAGGUUAUAUAUAUAAUAGUGUUAUAAAGUAACCUACUACUAUUUUUACUACACAAUGUAUAUAAAAUAUUAUGUAUGUAAGGACAAGAGAGACAAUUAAAUUUAAUAGUAUGCCCAUCAAUUGGAAGCUGGGAAUUAAGUGCUUGUAGGUUUUGUUUUUAUGUUGAAGUAUUAUGUCCAUUAUAAUUUAAUUUGGACUUUAUUUAUUAUAUAAGUUAAAUUCAAAUUUCAAGUUGCAUGCAAAUAGUUUUGGCUAUGAAAAUUCCUCAAAUCUAAGUUAAAUUUGAACGUUAUAGACAAGCCUACUUCUACAUUUAAAACAUUAAAACAUCUACGUUAUUUAUUUUUCAUACCAGUCCAAGAUGUUGAAAAUAUAUGGGAAUAGGCUUGACAUGAGGGUUAAAAUGGUGUUUGAGAUAAAAGCUACCAUAUAAAACUGAUGAUAACAAACUGAGAACUAACUGAUAUACGUUGUAAUAACAUGACUGUGAUAAAGCUAUGUCAAAAACUUUAAAUUUUAAUUUUGAUCCCAAUAAAUGGUUUUAAAUCC